AUGGCGUCUGUUCAGACUUUAAAACGCUUUAUUUCUAGCCAUGCGCGUUUAGGCAGUUUGGCAUUAACAUUUUAUACCAAAGAUGGUUGCCAACUCUGCAAGAAUGCAAAGGGUGUUCUAGACAAUGUGAUAAAGAAGGCGAAUAACAAGGCUCUUAAAUUGGAAAUUAUUGAUAUAUCGAAGCCAGAAAACUCAGAUGCUUUUGAUAAGUACUGCUACGAUGUUCCUGUUCUCCAUGUAAAUCGAGCGGACGAGGCGAAGCCCGUCAAAUUCAUGCAUUAUUUCGAUAUGAGCAAAAUCCUACAAGAGAUCAACCGAUGA
Molecule: messenger RNA, 321 nt
Organism: Candidozyma haemuli
Lineage: Eukaryota; Fungi; Ascomycota; Pichiomycetes; Serinales; Metschnikowiaceae
Exons: 1
Coding region: 1-321 (106 amino acids)
Source: RefSeq, a predicted model, not a curated record